Cucurbitaria berberidis CBS 394.84 is the source of this 3061-nucleotide messenger RNA. RefSeq lists its product as uncharacterized. The record is from RefSeq and is a predicted model, not a curated record. Gene Ontology annotation, cellular component: Sin3-type complex. The transcript has a single exon. Lineage: Eukaryota; Fungi; Ascomycota; Dothideomycetes; Pleosporales; Cucurbitariaceae. The coding region runs from base 256 to 2931 and encodes 891 amino acids.
CGAACGACCAUGCACACACAGUACGUCCACUUGAAGCCGCUCCAGAUGCUGCCCAUAGCUCGAGCCUACAAGAACUAUGCAUAGCUUGCAAGAAACAACAUCCUCUCCCGUUAUAACGUCGUCUACUACUUGCUGCUUUGCGCGCGGCCGCCCGAGAUUCUCUCGGCCUGGCUUCUCGAAAUGAGCCGCUCGCUCUCACGGAAUUAGGUCGUGUAUACAGGACGACUUGUCUAACAUCAAACGGGAGACGCAGUCAUGUCAUUCCCUCUGUCAUUGUCGCAGUCGUCCUCGCCGACGGAGCUUCGCGGGCAGAUGCCACCCUCGCAGACAUCGUCCAUCGAACGCAAGAGCACAGCGCAAUCCCGCUCACAGCCAGCAUCGAAAGCCUCCGCAGACAAAAUGCCCGAAGAGGCCAAUAUCUCGCCUUCCUCCCCACCAACAGGCCACCUGCGCUUCGUUCUGACCGACAUCGUGGCUGCGCGAUACAUCGAAGAGGAUCCAAGUACCACCUGCGAGGUGCUCGCUCGCCGCCAGAGGAUCGAAGGCUACGAGAUCUACCUAGUCGAACAAUGGGCCUGUUCUCGUUCGCACCCGACCUUCCUCAUCACCACCUACACUGGCAAUGCCGAAGAUGUCGUGCUGGCAACCAUAAUAAGCGUGCCUGCCGAUGAGGAAAAGUGGUCGCCCCAGAUGCGUCUGUACUUCAGCUCACUGACCGAAUACCAUGCGCGGAGGAAAGAGACACCGUACGGAGUGCUCAUGAUCACCAGUCUGAGUGGCUUCCCGUCUUCCUUGACUGUCAUUCCCAUUCCAGGCGGCGACCUGAAGCAGUACCGCGAAUCCUUCUUUGUCAACGAGAACCUGAAGAGAUUGGGUUGUUCAGGUCGGCUAGGGAUCAAACUCGCGCCGCCUAGCAGCGCGACCCAGGCCAAGUUCCACCAGCUAUAUCGUACGAGCGAAAAGAUCCCAUUCAACGCGUCCGUGAUAGAGCUCGUAAAGCUUUGCCAGGUUGCCCUUGUGCUUUUCGACAAGCUCGAGCCUGAGUAUGCAGACGGACUGCUCUGCGACGUCACAGAGAAAGCCAUCAACGAUUGGUGGAUUGAGCUCGGGGCCGAAUACUAUACAGUUGAACCGCACGACGGUAUCCUUGGUCCUACAACUGUCGCUGCACUAUUAGGUAUGCUGAUGGGGGCACGUAACAGAUUGGGUGCAUGCAGCUCGGCGGUCGCCAAGGACGUCUUUGAUAUUGAGAGUACGAAACGGGGCAUCGCCCAUUUUCAGAAAUCACAUCAUCUCCCCAGAACGCGACGUCUGGACAGGCAGACUUUGGACAAAUUACGAAGAGCAACAGCCAAGGCAGCUAGCAAAGAAGGUUGGGCUGUGCCCCGAGCCUUCAAAUCGACCAUGACCGAGCUUGGAGGCAAAGGCGGUGAGAUGGUCAUGGGAAUCGUCGGGGCUGGGCAGAAAGAUGGCAUCGCCGAGGUGGAGACUGUUGACAUCGAUCGCUUUGUCGAACUUGCUAGGGGAGAACAUGCCAGGUGGUUAUGGCAUGGGAAACCGCGCAAGUCAUCAUCAGGGGAUAUGUUCGACCGACUGCCUGGCGAAGAGCGCUCUAUCUCACCAGAUAAAAACAACCACGCUAUCAAGCCGCUACGACGAGAAACAACACUCGAGCAAGACCGUACUAUAAAACGCGAACCAACGUCUGAUGAGUUGACGAAACAUGAGAUAUUCACACCGGAUGGCUUAGAAAAAGACAAGGACCCUAAAGAUGCCUUUUCGAAGCGAGCUGUUAUCAAGGCGAAGCUGGAGUCUGGCAGUGGCUUUCAUCAUAUCAAGAACGCCGUUAGUCUUCGAACUCAUGCGAGUAAGUUGUCAAGAGAGGAACAUGGACGCCACGGGUUACAUCAAACAAAGAGUAGCAUAAAAUCGCUACAAUACAUGGACAACAACAGCACGCAGACAUCCGUCGAUCAGGCCCAUCACUCGAACGAUCCUUCGUUCGUCAUGUCCCCUCAACCCAUGCCUACGGGUACGUUCGCCAAAACUCUCACCGAAACACCGCGUGACUCGGCGAGCACAUUGGCAGUUGAUCGAACAACCGGCAGUCAUCACGACCAUCUCGAGCCAUUAGCGUUAAACAUUUCUGUUGCCGAAAGCGACGCCUCAACGCAGCCACCAACAGCAGUAAGCUCUAUAGCAGGCUCUAUCUACCAUGGCGUUGAUCUCAACGAAAACCUCCCUGUCGAAGAAGUGCAUGAAGUUCCCCUUCUUCUCCGCCGCACCCACUCUGCGGAUCAGUUCCACUUUUACCAUGCCUCUCGCAACGAUGCCUGGUGGCCUCGCCAUCUCUCAUUGAGUAUUGCAGAGGAAAGUGUACUCAGAUGGACCAGCAUUACAGCUGGAGACGUGGAUGAAGAAGCAAUCGAAGAGGAUGAUACUACAGCUAUCACAUUGACGAACAGGAUGGUGGUCCACAAUAUGCAAUCAGAGCAGCUCAAGCGCCUCCACCACCGACUCGCGCUCCUCUCCAGCACAGACACAACAUGGGUAUCUUCGCGGCUCAAGGAAAUCAAAGAGCUUGAAUCUUCAGCCGACGCUGACAUUGAAACCCUCGACUCAAUAUACUUCCCACACCUCGACACUUACCAUGCGCUUCGCGAAGACACGCAAGGCGUUGUCUCAAACAAUCGCUCCCAGCUGACCGAGAGUUUAAGAGAAUUAGGCAACGUGGGCGAUAAGCUGGAGUACGAGAUCAAUGCGUUGAAGAGCAAGGUCGAGGACGUGGAGGAUGCGUUAGGUGAAUUUGAGAGGCAAGUCGAGUUUGUGGAGCAUAGAGUGGAGGAAUUGAAUAGAGUGAUGGGACAGAGGGAGGGGUGGUGGCAUUGGCUCAUCCGGAUGUCGAUAGGCAUUGGGAAGCCGCCUGGGUGAUAUCUUGUUGAGAGGACAGGGAGAGACUCUAUGGCGUUCAAGGAUUUGACUGAGGAAUACCCGUUUCGCAUGUUUUCAUAGAAUAUAAUAUAGAGCCAAGCUCACGCUAGUAUAUUACAACUCCAAAGUG